AUGGUGGAAGAGCGCAAGCGCCACUGCUGGGAGUGCCUGCGCCGCUCCCUGGUCUGUGACUUUACCCGUCCACAGUGUACCCGAUGCUCGACCGCCGGUGUUGCUUGCCCCGGCUACGGCGCAACGGAGCCUCGUCGGUUGAAGUGGCUGCCGCCUGGAAAGGUCACUUCACGGCGGCAGAAGAAGCCCGUCGAACAUGAGGUCAAAGGGACUGGGUGCAGUCGGGGACUUGCCCGCGAGUUGCCCACCGAUCUCCAUGUCUUUGUGCAGGCGACGGAAUAUUACAAUGCUUGCAUUUAUCCGGACCUGCGGCAUAUCGCGACGCUGGGCAGGAAUACCGCCAUCUACCCAAUCACCCCGGAAAUUGUCCAAAUGGCGAUGGCCAGGCAUCCCGACCAUAUUCGCAUGGUGAUCGUUUGCAUGACCCUGAGCCACCGCAUGAAUCGGUUGCGGAAUGAGCCGGGAUCUCAGGCAUUAGUGCGGGAUUUCUUCCGCUAUCGGGGCCAGCUGAUUCGGUCGUUAAGUGACGAUAUUCAAGCGCCGGAAAGACGCACCAGCGAUCUGGUAGUAGCGGGAAUGCUUACCCUCCUGCUGGUCGAUGCUCAGCAAGGCGCGUCGCCUCAUUGGCGAUGUCACCUCGACGGGGUGCGGAAGAUAAUUGACUUGCGCGGGGGGAUAUGCGUGAUGGCCCGAUCCCCGGGGCUGCGUCCUCUGCUACUGUUUGUCGUGUUCGCUGCCAUUAUGGGAGAUACCUCAUCGCCAUCAUCGCAGCUGUCCCUGGCUACUUCAGAUAUGAGAGCCCUAGUCGUCAUGAUUACCAAGCAUGCCGAUCAUCCUUUUGCCUUCGGCACGUAUCCGGCAGCUCUAUUCCGAGAGAUCCUCAACAUCAACUAUCUUCGCGUGAAGGCCUUGGAAGGAGCUUCGGGUGAUCUCAUUCAAUCAGCGUUUGAAAUCCUGGCUCGAAUUCAUAGUUUCUGCGUGGCCCAAUGGGCUCAGUCGAUAUCGACCAAUUCCGACUGGGAACUGUUGGGGGCGAUCCACCAAGACGCAAUAGCUAUUUACUGCAUUUUCUCGCUUCAAAGCUUGGGGGUUCUCCCUUGGAAUACACAGCUGGGUGACCUUCGUACUAGCCACGCCCACAGUCUGCAACAAGGCCUCACUGCCGCCGUCUCCUCCCCGUGCCUGAAACGGUUCGUGGGUUGGGAUCUCGUGGUCCUUGGUGUCGCGGCCGUGAAGGACACCAGGUUGCAAGCAUUUCUGCGGCACCAACUACCUUGUCUGAGUUACUCGAUGGGCACUCAUGUGCCACUUCUUGCCAAGGGGCUGCUAGAGAAAUUCUGGGCGCUCAAAUCAACACAUAAAACGUGGGAUCAGUGCUUUGAUCAGCCUUAUACCUUUGCGAUGCAUAUGUCGGUGGACGUCAGUGGAGUUCGAUAGGCCAGACGUUUGCUCAGAAACAAUUAAUAACAAUUAAUUCAAGCCGCUCAUCUGCGUUGCAAAUAGUAUUGUA
Aspergillus steynii IBT 23096 is the source of this 1510-nucleotide messenger RNA. RefSeq names its product Zn(II)2Cys6 transcription factor. Gene Ontology annotation, biological process: regulation of DNA-templated transcription. The record is from RefSeq and is a predicted model, not a curated record. Lineage: Eukaryota; Fungi; Ascomycota; Eurotiomycetes; Eurotiales; Aspergillaceae. The transcript has 4 exons. Bases 1 to 1437 code for a protein of 478 amino acids. Gene Ontology annotation, molecular function: zinc ion binding; DNA-binding transcription factor activity, RNA polymerase II-specific.